AGAUUACAGCAGGUAUCAUCAACGAGCGCAGUAGGCCGAGCCUCCCAAAGUUUGGCAAAACGCAUAUCGGGGAAUCGAUUUUGUGAGAACAGGCACGGUUAUGGCCUGAGCCGUUCACAGAAAAGGCUCUUCCCGUCCCGACUAUGUACGCCCAAACCCUCCUUUCGCCAUGCCGAUUGGCUUCCUAUUCGCUGGCCGUGCAGAAUUUGCCAAUGACCUUGUCAAAUAAUACCGACCAGCACUGCACGAUGUUACGGUUUUGCUUGCUCAUGCAUGACGAUAUGCGUCGUCUGCAGGAUGUCCAAUCUCACGCCUUGGUGUCAAGGUUGCCGGACCAUAGAGGUCUGAAGGAAGCAGGCUUAGCCAUAUUCAGGUUGCUGACCGCUAAACACCGGAGUCGAGCUCCCUUUAAUGCCUCUGCCCUUCAAUCCAUGGUAUUGCUCUGACCACAAAGGGGCGUUCACUGGGCCAGCUCCGUUAAAUCAGUGAGUCAAUCGAUAGUAACGAAAUGCCUUCUGCCUGUUCUCGGUAGGAUGCAGGGAAGGCUUGCAGAAUGCCAACCCAGAAGAUACUUGCAGCAAAGUGAGGCGAGUCGGCCGGUUUUGGCCAAGGAUAAUAAUCCAUGGCGAACGCAAUCAAGGCUGGCAACAAAUGCGAGUUUAUGAUUCAAUUGUCGGUAAGCAACUGACAGGUAUCGUUGUGGCAUGAACUGGCAGAGUGCCAAAAUUGACGCAGCGGUGGCGGUUUUCUUGGUGGGCCUAGCUGGGUGGUCUGAGCCAGACGGGGCAUGCGGCUUCUAGGUGCGCGUCGGGCCGCAAGGGCUGUCCCGUCCGAAGAAAGGAAGGGGUUUUUUUUUGUUUUUUGAAGGGAGACAACUUUGGCCAGCCCGGCAAGCCGCGUCAAGUCCGCUUCACGUGAAAGGACUCCAGCCGUGAAUGGACAGAAACUGCAAGUCAACCAUGAGUCGUCACAAGCGAUGAUAGAGAGGAUCAACGAUCGCUAGCACUGGCGAAUCUUGGCCGCAAGGGGCCUUGUGCUGGGGCAUCAUGUCCAGGCUUGACAAAGGUGUUGCAAUUAAGUCGUUUCAUCUUUGGCCAGCCUCCCAGCAUUGAUGCUCAUCCUGCAGCAGACGUGGUGCGCUAGACUCAGGCGGACAUGGAAUGCGUGGCCAGGUAUGUACAUUGAACCGAGACAUUCGGCUGCCGAGCCAAAUAGCCCAAUCUUGAAGCACAAAACCAGUAAGGAUCAGAAUGUGCGUUCAACAGCUACAAUUAGAUGGUGCAUUGCUAUUGAUGCAUUUGCAUGUGCGAGUUUUGAUCCAUCUGAAGAACUGGGGCAGAGUGUUGAUGAGGCCCUGGUACAACCAGAUGAGCGGAGCUGCCAAUCCCUGCCGAUAAUGACUUUGUUUUGUGGGAGAGAUUACAAGGAAGCUGGCCUAUUGGAGCACUGAUCUUUCUCCUGUCGACAGCCUGAUCGUUGAGCUUUCUUUUUCGAGCCCCUAACCAGGAAGAAGGAAAAGAGACCAGGGCCCUUAGCCAAGUCAAUCAUCAUAACGACAACUAUCCCAUGCCUGGAGCGAGAGAUUUAUCUGCCAGGGACCUUGUGAAUAUUGGUGGUCGAAUAAAAACAACCGGAUGGGAUCCCGGAAUACCCUUGGUUUCUUGAUCGUCGCUCACAUGAUCGAUUCUGGCUGCAGGGAAAUCUGUUGAAGCACUGUGACAGUGGACUUGCCAGCAGGCGGGCGAUGUUGGUAGGGCUUGCUGGUGAAUCCCUUAUACACAUGUACCUAUUCAAUACCUAGAGCAGCGAAAGAAAGUACAAAGUCAGUGGGGUAGUAUACUAAAAGUAAUGACAUUGGAUGUUUCGUCU
This is a messenger RNA of Fusarium odoratissimum NRRL 54006, 1869 nucleotides long. RefSeq lists its product as uncharacterized. The coding region runs from base 1112 to 1450 and encodes 112 amino acids. NCBI's taxonomy places the organism in Eukaryota, Fungi, Ascomycota, Sordariomycetes, Hypocreales, Nectriaceae. The transcript has a single exon. The record is from RefSeq and is a predicted model, not a curated record.